This is a messenger RNA of Lactuca virosa, 1900 nucleotides long. The record is from the annotation of a GenBank genome assembly. NCBI's taxonomy places the organism in Eukaryota, Viridiplantae, Streptophyta, Magnoliopsida, Asterales, Asteraceae.
CAAUCCAUAAUACAUUAAUACACACUUACCAAGUGCAAAUUGAAAACGAAGAAGCAUGGGGUUACAUGAAAAAACAAAGAGUUUCUUCAACAACAGAUGGCUGGUUUUUGUAGCUUCAAUGUGGGUUCAAUCUUGCUCAGGACUUGGGUACUUGUUCGGCAGCAUAUCGCCGGUGAUAAAGAAAUCCAUGGGUUACAAUCAGCGGCAGAUUGCCAUGUUGGGUGUGGCUAAAGAUAUCGGUGAUGCAAUCGGAUUCAUUCCUGGUAGUUUAUGUGAAAUUGCUCCCAUUUGGGUGGUUCUUUUCAUUGGAGUUGUUCAAAACUUCGUCGGAUAUGGUCUGGUUUGGCUCACCACCACACACACCUUGCCGGAAUUGCCUCUGUGGGUGCUAUGUGUUUGUAUAUUCGUCGGAACAAACGGAGAAACCUACUUCAAUACAGGAGCUUUAGUAUCCGGAGUUCAGAACUUCCCAAAAAACCGUGGUCCAGUCGUCGGAAUAUUAAAGGGUUUUGCCGGGUUAAGUGGUGCGAUUUUGACACAAGUUUAUACAAUCUUCAAUUUUCCCGAUCAAUCCUCCAUCAUAUUCUUGGUUGCGGUGGGGCCCACGAUCGUUAUAUUAUCGGUAAUGUUCAUGGUUAGACCUGUCGGAGGCCAUAGACAAGGUCGAGAAUCCGAUGACACAAGCUUUGUAUUUCUUUACAGUGUUUGUCUCAUUCUCGCGGCUUAUCUCCUCGGAGUUUUGAUUUUACAAGAUCUGAUCGUUCUGAACCAGAUAACUGUGACUUUGCUCACCGUUGGGCUGUUGAUCCUCGUAUUGCUUCCGAUUGCAAUUCCCGUUUUUUUGGUUUUUUUCUCAGAGAAUCUACCGGAGGAAAGGCUACUACUUAACGAGGAUGAAAAGAAAGAUGGAAAUGAAAUGAUAAUGAGUGAGAUGGAAGAUGAGAAGACAUCGGAAGUAGACUUGCUUUCUGCUUACGAAAGGCAAAAGAGAAUCUCUCAUUUGCAGGCGAGACUGGUGCAGGCGGUGGCGGAUGGGGCUGUGAGGGUGAAGCGGCGGAAGAAGGGUCCACGAAGAGGGGAGGAUUUUACGUUAAUGCAGGCGUUGGUAAAAGCUGAUUUCUUGCUCAUGUUUUUUUCGUUAGUGUUGGCUUCAGGAUCCGGUUUGACCAUAAUUGAUAACCUUGGUCAAAUGUGCCAAUCGCUUGGGUAUGAAAACCCGCAUAUAUUUGUUUCCAUGAUUAGUAUUUGGAACUUUCUUGGUCGUGUUGGUGGUGGAUACUUCUCCGAGAUAAUCGUAAGAAAGUACGCAUACCCGAGACCGAUUGCAAUGGGUGUAGUUCAGGUCGUAAUGGCAGGUUCGCUUUUCUACUACGCAAUCGGCGCACCCAGUGCUAUUUAUAUUGUUUCGGUGGUGAUCGGACUCUGUUAUGGAGCCCAUUGGGCCAUUUUUCCGUCAACUGCCUCUGAAUUAUUCGGUUUGAAGAGUUUUGGUGCAUUGUAUAAUUGUCUUGCACUAGCAAGCCCAACAGGUUCCCUAAUCUUUUCUGGUGUCAUUGCUAGUGGAAUUUAUGACUAUGAAGCAAAGAAGCAAAUGACCAUAAACCAUCGUAUUUUUCAAGAUAAUGAAGAACUUACAUGCUAUGGCACCAUAUGUUACUCCAUCACUUGUGGGAUCUUAUCUGCCCUAUGUGUAAUUGCGGUUGCUUUGAGUAUGACAGUAGUUUACAGGACUAAAGGAGUCUACGCUCAACUCUACGGGAACUCACGGACUUAAAAGUUGAGAUGUUUAUACUUUAUAAAUAACUGCUUCAAUUAUUUUUUGGAAUAGAAUAUUGCUUGUAUUAUUGGGAUUAUAGCUUAUCGGACAUGAUCCUAUUGUGAAAUAUAAGUUAAGAGUGUA